Bacidia gigantensis is the source of this 1647-nucleotide messenger RNA. RefSeq lists its product as uncharacterized. Lineage: Eukaryota; Fungi; Ascomycota; Lecanoromycetes; Lecanorales; Ramalinaceae. The coding region runs from base 1 to 1647 and encodes 548 amino acids. The transcript has a single exon. The record is from RefSeq and is a predicted model, not a curated record.
AUGUUUAUGCAAGUGACCUCCAAAUCAUCUUCAAGCUGCUGCACGGCGACGACCCGCGAAUGGCUGGACUCGCUUCCCUCAUCUUCAGAUUUCACUGAUCCCUCGGUCGCAAGCACACCCCCUAAAAAGAAGCGCAAAGUCAACGGAUGCCAGCAGCUCCACGGGAAGCGUCCCGUUCUCAGCUCCAUCUCGACCAACAUUAUGGCGCCAAAGGCCUCCCAGACAAAGAAGGGUGCCCAAGCUACCCCAUCGCUGGCCCCAAACACACCCCCCAGACAGACACCAGUCAGCACCGCAAGUCUUCUUGACCAUGAAAAGACUCCGACGCAAAACAACCCGAAUCCUCGCAGACCAUCUCACCGCCUCACGCGGUCUGAACCUUCCCCGCAAAAAUUACCUACGCGUCAAUCCAGCAGACUGCAUCCACAGGCAGCUCCACAAAUCCCGCCUUUUUCACUACUAACGUUGGCGCCGGCUCGCGAGAGAAGAGGGGGACAUGGACACAUACUAGAAGAGGAGGAAGAGGCCGAAGAAGAGGCAGAUGGCGAGAUUGAAGACAUUGGAGAGCUGGAAGUCGGCGACGAGGCAGCGGAUGAAGGCGAUGAAGCUUCUUCUGACUCUGCUGCCAGCACUGAGGUCUCCCAAUUUCUACGUCUCCGCGAUUACCACAUUCAGCAAGCAUCCUUUGAAGACGAGCAAUAUGCCUUCCCACCUCCAAAUCUGAAGACGUUGACCGAAAAUUUGUUUGAUAUAGCUCAUGGUACUAAUACCAUUCCCCUGCAGCUGAAAGAUCGUACAUCUGCCGCCUCGUUGCCACUGAAACGAAAAUACAUAUCAGAGAGCGUCGCUAAAAAUGCCGCUGAGUGCACAGUCAGGCUAUCAGCGGAAGAUGAAGAGGCCGUGACAGACUUCUGGAAGGAGAUCAUCAGAAUCAAAGGAUUCGCGAACGAAUGCGAGGCGAAAUCAUAUGCCGAGCCUAGAUGGAAUAACCAAGUUCAUUCGAGACUUCUGAGUCUUGCCCUCGCUGCGGGAAGGCAGCAAAAUCAUACCUGGUUCCGUAAUGUUACAACGCAUAGGAUAACGGAUCCUGAGAUUCGGGAUGGCCUGGUGGGUACAGGGAAACAUGCCACUAUGGUAGACUAUGCUAUCCUUUUAGAGCUAUCAUCCGAGACCAUAGAGAGAAUUGUGAAGAAACUGGGCGCGCUGCGGACUGACGAGCUGAACCAGUCCCGUGCUAAGGAUCUUGACAAGGUCAUUCUGGCUGCAAACAUAGAGACCAAAGUUCUUGGAAGCGGUAAAGCCCGCGCCAAAGGGAUCCGACAAUUGGCGAUCUGGACGAUUGCACACUUUAGGAAGCUUGUACAACUGAAUCCAGGACUUGCUUGGAGUGAUCUGCCUACACUCCCCGUCGUUCUCACAGAGAGCCACCAAUGGAUUUUUUUUGCGAUGAGGAUGACUGGACCAGGGGAGCUGCUGGUGCAUGGAGGUGAGCCCAUUGCCUCAACAGCAGACAUCCAGGGAAUUUUCAAGGUGCUUGCACUCAUUCAGCGACUUGCGCGUUGGUGCAAAGAAGAGUAUUUGGUUUGGUGGGAGGAGAAGAUACUAGAACAUACAGCGAAGCCUCCACAGGUGGAAGCGCAGGGUUAG